Hylaeus anthracinus is the source of this 5067-nucleotide messenger RNA. RefSeq lists its product as uncharacterized. Lineage: Eukaryota; Metazoa; Arthropoda; Insecta; Hymenoptera; Colletidae. The record is from RefSeq and is a predicted model, not a curated record. Gene Ontology annotation, biological process: regulation of transcription by RNA polymerase II. Bases 155 to 3040 code for a protein of 961 amino acids. The transcript is spliced from 9 exons. Gene Ontology annotation, cellular component: ESC/E(Z) complex.
GGGUAGCCGUCGGCGAGAGGUGGCGGUGGUUUUGUACGGUGAAGAAAAGAGGGGUUAAGUGAGCCGUGCCGGGCCGUAGAAGCGAGCUAGCGGUGGCGCGGCCCGUGCUCGUGCCAUAGGACCUCUGCCAAGCAAUAGUGCGUUCGUUUACAAGAUGGCAGACGGUCCGUCCGCGGAAGACGCGACCACCGACCUAGGGGACUGUGAUUUUCGUUUGAGGAGGGAGCGACACAAACGUCAAGACGCCCCGUCCUCGAUGACGUCCUUCGGCACGGUUCAGGACACCGCGAGACGCAUCAACGAAGACGCUUCAAAGUUCGAGAGUCAUCCUUAUCAUCGACUGCAUCAACAACAUCAACAUCGUCCUCCGCGUCGCAACGGUCAUGCUCAUUCUCAUCUUUCUCGUCGGCAUCCGGGUAAUGCCAACAAUAAUAACAACGGCAACAAUCAUCAUUACCAUCGUCGCGAGAACGACGACGUCGUGGUCGUCGUAGAUGGUAGCGAGCGAUUUGGGAAAAACGAGAGUGGAAACGGAGCUGGUAUCGACGCGAUUCGCGUUCUUUCGUUCGCGUCGGCGAACCGGGAGGAUUACGACGAGGACGAGGACGAGGAGGAUACGUCGGUGGAUGAGAACGGUGAUUCGAAAAAGUGUCGCGUUGUUCGUAUCGAUGUAACAAAGACGGUGAAGAACGGUGAAAACGGGAACGGUGGCGGUAAUAGUAAUAAUAAUAAUCGGAGCAGUGGUGUCGAGGGUGACAAUGCCUCCUCCGCCGACGGCCGACGCUUGAGGUCUGUGUUCCACGACUCGAAUGCAACGAACGACAACGGGGACGCGUUACAGAAAGUGAAUCGUCUUGGAUGCGAUAACAACGAGACCGAGAGAGGAGUAGACGACGCUGAAAAGACAGACGACAUUGCUAGUGAUGGUAGUAGUAGUGAUGGUAGUAGUGGUAGUAGUGGUAGUGGUGCUGCUGCCGCCGCCGCUGUUUCUGCUUCUGGUGCCGCUGGUGUUACUGCAAAUGGCCUCGUCGCCGCCAGGCAUCAGGGCAGCCCUUUCAAGGGACAGGUUAGGACGGCCGAGGACACCCUCGUCGGCCCUUGUGGGAAGAAGCGGUGCGCCGAUCGAUACGACAGCUCCGAGAGUUCUGACAGUGGAGUCGCAGUGUCCUGUGGGGAUUGUAGUAGCAGCGGUACCAGCGACAUCACGGAGCCGGGGUCUCCGUGCAGCACGAGCAGCGACGAAGGGGUAGCGAUUCGUGGCGCGUCGGCCAGUCCACUUCCGUCCCUACCCAAGCUGGCGCCGUCCUCGCAGAUCGGUACCAGGCCCCAGUGGCCCUGGACCCCGCCUCUGGCCGCCACCGCCUGCUCGACCUACAAAAGGCUCAAAGGCGAGCCCGAGGCUGGCGCCUUGCCGAGGUCCGGGGCCGCCGAUCCAACCUCCAGAGGUACCACCAAAUCCAACAAGUCCAACGUCGCUCAUCAUCACGAGACGCAAGGGAAGAUCACUGAGUACUUCAAAACACAGAUCAAACCACAGCAACCCAAGAUCAAGAAGAACAGCGAGGCCAUGUCUGUGCUGGUUUCGAAGAGCUCGUCGGAGUUCAGGAGGCCUCCAACGGUCCAGAGAAACAAGGGCGGUUUAGCGAAGUACCUGGGUACUGUUCCGUCGAACGGACGGAACAACUCGACCAACGACUGGGAAAUGAGGACCGUGGCGAUGUCACCGCCGUCUACGAAGAAGCCGCCAGCGGUAAUCGUUCCGAGGACUAAUGGUAAGAUGGACAAGAAGUUGACCAAGCCGGUGCCCAGUUUGCCGAUUUCGAACGACGUCUUGAAGAACAUACCCAGCUGCAAAAUCUCGUCGUUAAGGUUAACGUCCGAAACGAUCACCAACUCGAAGAUAGCGCAACCGACGCCAAUGCCACCCGUCACACCGACCAGCCAGACGGUACCGCUCGACUUCAAGGGCUGCAUCACCUCCAAGCCGCACGUCAAUGAGAACAACAACCUGACGAACGGUUGCGGAAAGCUCCUAGGCUCGUUGAGGUCCAGCCAAGACUUCCUCUCGAGGCUGUCUGUACAAAGCACCACCGAGGCCAAGGAGACGAGGGUGAGCCGCGCGGUUGAGGCCUACGUCGAGGAAGAGGAGGACUCCUCGAGGAGCAGCGAAUCGAAACCGUCGCUGUCCCCAAUACUCUCCGCGCCCACCACCAUCAGAUUCCCAGCACGGGAACCUGGAAAGGACAGGCAACAGGCCACCGACAGCGGAGUAUGUCGAUGGGACAAGUGCGAGGAGAGCUUCGAAUCCAGCGGAGGACUUCUGGAACAUCUGCAGGUUGCUCACAUUAACACGCAAACGGGCGGCGACAAUUUUGUCUGCCAGUGGCAAGGGUGCAAAGUACAAGGGAGAAGUUCCUGUUCGCGGAGAUGGUUGGAGCGACACGUACUAUCCCACGGCGGAAACAAACCCUUCCGGUGCAUCGUCGACGGCUGCGGCAAUAGGUUUAGCUCACAGACUGCUCUGGAGAGGCACGUGAACGGACAUUUCAAUCAACCUGAAACCAGCAACAGCAGCACCAAACGAAGCUGCGAGAGCGGCGGAAAGCUGGUCAGAAGGAAUGGCAAGCGGCUCAGAUAUAGACGACAACCCUGGUCUGGUAAGUCGAGAAUUUUUGACUACUUCGACACUGGAGUGAUGGAAGGUCUCCAGCACAGAUUGCUCCAACUGGCAAAGUCGAGGACGCAAGGCCGUCUGGCGGAGACACCGGGAAACUCGAUCGCCCUCACUAGUCGAGUAUUAGCCCGAAGAGUGGAAUUGGAUGGGAAGACUAGAGUCCUGUUGCGGUGGCACCCUGCCGAUAUCAAGCCGGACGAGUGGGUGCUCGAGACCGAAUUACAAAGCACCGACAACGUCGACAUACGCAAAGUGUCAGCUACCAAUCCGGACGAGGUGAGCCUGGCCCUGUACGCGGCGGUGAGCGGCGGAACGCCCCCGUUGACGCGGGUCAAGCAGCGCCGGAAACCGGUGAAGAACUCGUGAUAAUGUCGAUCACGGUGAUCGAGGACAAGCGCGACGAUGCAGCGACGACUAAGCCAGAGAACGAGUUAGGGAUGAGUCCUGUAUCAGGACGAUUGUGCUUCCUGGUCUGUGUGGGGAGGAGCCUGGCGAGAGAAACCGGAACCUGAACGUGUCCAGAGGAAAACCGGAGUAAGACGUGUCCCGAGACCACGAGAACAUCGUCGGAGAAGAAACCGAUCACGGACGCGUCCGUGACGAGCUCCAGGAGUUCGCGUACGCGGACGAGGAGGAGGGACGAGCAACGGACAAACAUUGGAGACGUGAGAGUGCACGAAGAUGAAAAAGUGGAAUACAUACAUUCUAAUUUAUUUAGCCUAAAUCCAUCGGCCGUUAGGUAAAUAUAUAGUAGUCGUGGAUAGCGAUGAAAGAAAGGAUAUUCUUGUUGCCUAUCGAUACCAAAUUAACUCAAACGUUUGGGGUCGUAUCCUGCCACGAGUGCCUGGUUAUCAUGGCGACACACACUCGUCGGACUCGGAAGAGCUAGGCUUGGGCCUCAAAAGUGCCUCACCGUGGAUGCGUUUUAUAUCGUUGACCGUCGUGCAAGACCAAUCGUAGACUGCGGAGUUGAAUUAAAGUGGCGGAGAAAAAUAUUUAAAAAAAAGAAAAAUAAAAAAAAAAUAAAGAACACGGCGAAGUGGAGAUCAAUGACGCAAAACGACGACGACGACGACGACGAGGAUUUUACGUACGAAUAACUCGACGCGUUAAAGUAAAGCAAAUAAAAAAAAAAAAAAAAAAAAAAAAAAACGUGUGAGAGAAUCGAACAAAAACUGUUUAAACGUUAGUUAACGACUGUAAGGAGAUAAUCACUCUGGUGGCCUUAGGAAUCAAUUAAUAUCUAGCAACGGCCCCUUGGCUGCUUCCGGGCCCUGUUUAAGUACCCCGUGACAGAAGCCAGAAGAGAAGGGGUGGAGAAGGGAGACGCGAAACGCGCGUACUUCUUCGACACACCCUCGACCCUCGACCAACUUUCAGAAGGAGAUGUAUCUACCUCGAUCUUCGGCUCGGUAGAAAUUCGUGCUGGCCGUUGUCGUGCGACAGGGGGGGGGGGGGGGCAGAGAAAAAAGGAGAAGGAACAAGCAAAGGAACGAAAAACGAGGGGGCGUGCGUGCGUGGGUAGUAUCCGAUAACGAAAUCACACACGUGUAAAGAGAGAAAGGAAACGGGAGAGGAACCAUUGGAGGACGAGCAGAAGUCUAUCGACGAAGAACACACAAAGUCGUUGACACGAGAACACAAGAGAAGGACGGUCAACGUUCUCGCCAAGGAACCCGCAAUAGCGAAGACAACAGUCGAACGACUCGUACGCCAAUCGAGAUUUCUAUCGAGACUUAUCCGUUUACUUCCCUUUCGAGAAGAGGACAAUGUACAAAAUGAAAAUUAAAGAGCAAAGGAAGCGUGCUCGCGGCCCGAGGCACGCUCGUGAGCAUAGAAGCUUCGGGUCUCCCUAGGAUUCGAGCUUGCCUCGUUCAGAGCCCUCGAGAGGCGCGUUUGAUUUCGAUAGUCGCCUAUUUUUAUCUUCCUGCCGAGUUACGUGCAGCAUGUCGAUGCGAGCGUGUCGCUGCGAAUACAAUAAAAAUCGAGCGAUCGUUUCUUUCUAUUCGUCCCUCGCGUUUGUGUACCGCCCUGCGUCGCCAGGGAAUCGCACAUCGGAGAAACCAUCUGUCGGCGUUUUUUCUUUUUUUUUUUUCGCGAAGUUACCAGAGAGGAGUCGUUCAUCUUUGGACACGGCUGCCGUUCGAGCUUUACAGUCGGUUCCCAAACGGAGGAGGGAUCCGAACGCGUUGGAAACUAGCGAGGAUCAUCGCGAAGGAAGACUCGACGAGAACCUAACAUCGUCGUACCACGAGUCGGAGAUACCUGCGUGAAAAUGAAGCACACACUUCCCGGAUACGUGGAGGAUCGUUGAAACCGAUUAUUCGGCAGCGAGAGCGGACGGCGCAUCCGUGCUGUACGAUUCGUAGACGAGGAGCUGUUAAAUCUGAAUA